Messenger RNA from Mugil cephalus (flathead mullet), 1395 nucleotides. It is a transcript of the gene prorsd1, whose product is annotated as prolyl-tRNA synthetase domain containing 1. NCBI's taxonomy places the organism in Eukaryota, Metazoa, Chordata, Actinopteri, Mugiliformes, Mugilidae. The record is from RefSeq and is a predicted model, not a curated record. The transcript has 4 exons. Gene Ontology annotation, molecular function: aminoacyl-tRNA deacylase activity. The coding region runs from base 132 to 641 and encodes 169 amino acids.
GUCAGUGUGGCGCCAGCUGCAGGAGAACAGCGAACAGAAGAAGAAGAAGGGCGUCGUUUAAUUUUCUUCUUCUUGUUGUUUUUUCCUGCAGCUGUUCCUGACUUCCACCAACACUCUUUUAUUCCGUCAACAUGUCUGAAGAUCUUCGCUCUGAACUGGAGAAAUAUCUCCAGACGCUAAACAUCCAGACGAGCUGCGUGGAACAUCCACCGGUGUUCACGGUGGAGGAGAUGAUGCCUCACCUGCAGGAGGUGAACGGAGCCGUCACCAAAAACCUCUUCCUGAAAGACAAGAAGAAGAAAGGCCUCUGGCUGGUGUCGGCUCGCCAUGACCACCAGGUCGACCUCAACGUCCUCGCCAAGAAGCUCGGUCUCGGCAGCGGAAACCUGCGCUUCGCAGACGAGGCGGCCAUGUUGGAAAAACUCAAGGUGGGUCAGGGUUGUGCGACGGCUCUGGCUCUUCUCUUCGAUCGGGACCGGAGUGUGAAGUUCGUCCUGGACCAGGACCUGGUGGAGGGAGGCCAUGCCCUGGUCUACUUCCACCCCAUGACCAACUCCGCCACCAUGGGGAUCCGACCCCAAGACCUGCUGCUCUUCUUAAAGGAGACUGGACACGAACCCAUCCUGGAGAGCUUCCAGUAGGACGGACCGGACCCGGACCCGGACCCGGACCCGGACCUGGACCUGGAUCUGGACCUGGACCCGGACCCGGACCCGGACCCGGACCCGGACCCGGACCUGGACCUGGACCUGGACCUGGAUCUGGACCUGGACCUGGAUCUGGACCUGGACCUGGAUCUGGAUCUGGACCGGGAUGUUACAUAUGGUUCAUACUGGACUAGAUGGAACCAGACUUUGAUAUAUUUUUAAAUGUAGAAAGAGAGGAAGGUCUUGAUUAGUUGGGAUGGAUCAGGUUUUAACCCGUUACCUCUAAUGAGUUUUUCCUCGUUAAGCCAGAAACCCUGCUGGGCUGGAAGCAUGUCUCUAUCUGUGUGAGGACCGACUCUCUAACCCUGGAACCUGAGAAAAAACAGUUUGUGAUUAUUUUAAUCAUCAGCUGCUGAGACAAACUAACCUGUUGACAUCAGAUGUGUUUCCAUUCGCUCUAGAAAUGAACAAAACUCAAAUAUGUCAGAAAUAAACUGGUGAUGAAACAUAAAAACCUCCAACAUCUGAAGCUGAAACAUCUCUACUCUCAGGAGGAGGUUUCUCAGGCGCAUCCAUAUAAAAGUUUAUCUGUAAAGUUCAGUGAAACAUGGAGAUGAUGCAGGGGGUCAUGUGACCAGUUCAUCUGGUCUGAAUAUUAAGUUUAACUUAACUCAGGUUCUUCGUGUCUCAACUAAGAAAACAUAAUUUCAGCCUUUUAACUGAAAUUAAACUGAAUCCUGUUCAUGAA